CUAACCCUUCUCCCCCUCUCUCUUGCCGUCUUCGCCUUCCUUCUUCAGUGGCGCGGCGGAGGCGUGGCGUCGAUGAUCUCCCGAUGGUCUCCUGAUGAAUCGCACAAGUUCCCAGGCAUGGACUCGUCGCCUCUCGCUACAGUUGGCCACUUGUCUUCUCAUUCUUCUGAUUGCUCCAAGCUGCUGGGACACUCCAAUGUGGCAUCGUUCCCGUAUUACAGGGACUGGAAGUUCAAGUUUGACGCCGAUCUUAAGCCCAAGAUAUGUAUUACGACAAGUACAUCUGCUACCUUGGAGCAGAUUCUGCCUUGGAUGUUUUAUCAUAAAGUUAUCGGGGUGUCAAACUUUUUCCUUUUUGUUGAAGGGAAGGCCGCAUCUCCUGCAAUUUCGAAAGUUCUUGAAUCCAUUCCUGGAGUGAAAGUGAUAUACAGAACCAAAGAGCUUGAGGAGCAACAAGCUAAGAGCCGUAUCUGGAAUGAAACAUGGUUGUCAAGUUUCUUUUACAAGCCUUGUAAUUAUGAGCUUUUUGUGAAGCAAUCCCUAAACAUGGAGAUGGCAAUAGUUAUGGCAAGGGAUGCUGGCAUGGACUGGAUACUGCAUCUAGAUACUGAUGAAUUGAUGCAUCCAGCUGGCGCUAGGGAGUAUUCUUUGAGGCAAUUGUUACUUGAUGUGCCUGAGAAUGUAGACAUGGUUGUCUUUCCCAAUUAUGAGAGCAGCGUUGAACGAGAUGACAUCAAGGAACCUUUCACAGAGGUGUCAAUGUUCAAGAAGAACUAUGACCAUUUAACAAAAGACACGUACUUCGGCAUGUAUAAGGAAUCAACCCGUGGCAAUCCAAACUACUUCUUGACCUAUGGGAAUGGGAAAUCAGCUGCUCGAAUACAAGAUCAUCUCCGCCCUAAUGGUGCACACAGAUGGCACAAUUACAUGAAAACUCCAAAUGAGAUCAAAUUGGAAGAGGCUGCCGUCUUACAUUAUACAUAUGCCAAGUUCUCUGACUUGACUUCUAGACGGGAUCGAUGUGGUUGUAAGCCUACAAAGGAUGAUGUCAAGCGAUGCUUUAUGUUGGAAUUUGAUAGAGCUGCAUUUAUAAUUGCUUCCACUGCAACAGAGGAGGAGAUGCUAAACUGGUAUCGCGAGCAUGUUGUAUGGACUGAUAAAACUCUCAAUUUAAAGUUGUUGAGAAAGGGAAUUCUAACGCGCAUCUAUGCUCCCAUGACAAUUAUCCAAGGCUUGAGGGAGUCUGGUGUAUUUGGAUCUAUCAUUGCUUCUGCCCAAGGAUCUCUAUCAAAGGACAAAUUCUUAGCAUCCAUCGAGAGCAGUAAUUCCUCUAGAGCUGCUGAGUCGGUUUCCUUUCAUUCAAGAAAGAUUGGACGAAACACAGAGUCUCAGGCAACAGCUAGAAAAGUUCUGGAAACAACAUCCAGCAUAUUUCAAGAAGUAGCCAUCCCACCGUUAUCUCCCCCAGGCAUGAUGGAUGGUGACCUUAAGAUUGAAGCAUGAUUCUCCCACAUGAUUGCUGCUUUUUUCUUUCUGUAAUAUGCAAUGGAAUGAGAGGAGAAUCAGGAAUUGUCCUCAUUGUGAUGAGUAGGAGUAGGGAAGAUUUGAGCAAGCAAAUUGUUGGGGUUUUUUCUAUGUUCGAUCAAUGGCUAUUCCCGAUCAUUUACCCAAGCGGAGGUUGUACACUAUAACGUAGUAGAGAGAAAGAAGGGAGGAAGGGGGGGGGGGGGGGGGGGGGGGAGGUGUUUUUUCAGCUCCACAACUUAAGGCUCUUGAGAUGUUGACAUUAAAUGAUGUAUAGGAAUCGGGGAUUUAUGACCGGAGUUCAUUUUGUUGUAUAGUGCAAAAUGCAUCUUAAAUGCAUCAAGUUCCUGCUGUUCUUUUACUUGAUUCAAUGUGCUGUGAAUAUUAGCUGCCUUGACCAAAUUGUUCGGCUUAGAUAUUUCUUGACAGCAAAAGUUGCUGUUAAGCAGCAUUUGAAAUGCAUUUCUCAUGAAACUUGGAUUUUUA
Messenger RNA from Sesamum indicum (sesame), 2010 nucleotides. Its product is annotated as glycosyltransferase-like KOBITO 1. The record is from RefSeq and is a predicted model, not a curated record. Lineage: Eukaryota; Viridiplantae; Streptophyta; Magnoliopsida; Lamiales; Pedaliaceae. Gene Ontology annotation, biological process: cellulose biosynthetic process; response to abscisic acid.